Molecule: messenger RNA, 2259 nt
Organism: Brachypodium distachyon (stiff brome)
Lineage: Eukaryota; Viridiplantae; Streptophyta; Magnoliopsida; Poales; Poaceae
Product: serine/threonine-protein kinase Nek6
Exons: 13
Coding region: 428-2017 (529 amino acids)
Biological process (GO): protein phosphorylation
Molecular function (GO): ATP binding; protein kinase activity
Source: RefSeq, a predicted model, not a curated record
AGCAAAGCAGCAGCGGCAGCCUUGAACGACCGACCGACGGGCAGCAAAGCCAGGAAUAAGGGCCGCUUCCUUCCUUCCUUCCUUCCUCCCUCCCGGUAGGCGUAGCUGCUGAACGUACUCUCCGUUCGGCUCCUGCGUCUUCCUCUCGCAGACAGAGACACACAGAGAGGGAGCGAGAGAGACGAGCGAGCAGCGCGCCCGCCAUUAUUAUUGCGGCCCCUUCCACACGCUCACGCUAGCUGCUGCAAUUGCCAUCAUCACGAGCGCCGUGAGCGCCAGGAGCGGCAUUUAUACCCUGCAGCGACAGCCGACAAGACGAGCAAGCAAAGGCAAACACACCGCCAAGCAAAUACAGAGAGAAGGAAGGAAGGAAGCUACUUACUUGGAGGAUCCUGAGCUGCGUGCCUGCCUGCCUGGGGGGGAUCCCAUGGAGCAGUACGAGGUCGUGGAGCAGAUCGGCCGGGGCGCCUACGGCACCGCCUACCUCGUCGUCCACAGGGCCGAGAGGAAGAGGUACGUGAUGAAGAAGAUCCGCCUGUCCAAGCAGAACGACAAGUUCCAGCGGACCGCUUACCAGGAGAUGUCUCUGAUGGCGAGCCUCAGCAACCCCCACAUCGUCGAGUACAAGGACGGAUGGGUCGACGAGGGGACCUCCGUGUGCAUCGUCACGAGUUACUGCGAAGGAGGCGACAUGGCGCAGAGGAUCAAGAAGGCGAGGGGCGUCCUUUUUUCUGAAGAGAGGGUUUGCCGGUGGUUCACGCAAUUGCUCUUGGCCCUUGACUAUCUGCACUGCAAUCGCGUGCUGCACCGUGACCUCAAGUGUUCCAAUAUCUUGUUAACAAAGGAUAACAACAUCCGACUUGGUGACUUCGGGUUAGCAAAAUUACUCAUGGAGGACCUUGCCUCAUCGAUUGUAGGAACCCCAAACUACAUGUGCCCAGAAAUACUUGCGGACAUACCUUAUGGUUACAAAUCUGAUAUAUGGUCACUUGGUUGCUGUAUGUUUGAGAUUUUAGCACACCGCUCUGCAUUCAAAGCUACAGACAUGGCAACAUUAGUUAACAAAAUAAACAGAUCUUCAAUAUCUCCAAUGCCCCCAAUAUAUUCAUCAUCACUGAAGCAGAUAGUGAAGAGUAUGCUUAGGAAAAAUCCUGAGCAUCGACCAACUGCUGGGGAGCUAUUGAGGCACCCAUAUUUGCAGCCAUAUCUGGCUGAAUCAUGCAGCUGCUCCCCAAUCUACCUUCCAGUGAAGCCCACCAAAAGUAAUCUGGGAGACAAGCAGUCAAGAAAGCCAAGUGGUGGCAGAAAGAGAGUUGUUAAAGCCAAUGAAGCAUUACAAACAGCAGCAGACCAAACUGUGGAAACAAGGGACAGCUCAACAAACUAUUCAGAUGUAUCUACUGUUGGUACCCAGGAUGCCUGCAUUUCGCAAAUAUCACUGCAUCCUGUAGCCAGAAACAAAGAUCAGCAAACCACCGACGUUUUAUCACUGCAGCAUACAGAGGAGAACUUGACAGAAACAACUGAUCGACAGAUUGAUGAGACGAUAUGUCUAAAAGCUAUCAGAACCAGCAGUUCAGUAGAGGUUGCCCCAGUUAACAAUGCAAAUCAAAAGCUUAACGAGGCACCGAUACCAAAUGAGGAAUUGACGAUUGGAGUAGUGCAAGAGCAGAGAAAGGAUGUGAAGACACACUCUUUUCAAGGAAUAAAGCCAGGCAUGGGUGAUGUAGAUGCUGUUACGGAGGAAUCAUCGCCAGUGAGCACGCUAAAAUUAGGAAAUGCAGUUAGCACACCUGCCGAGUUUGAUCAUCUGAACAUAGUGCAGCAGAGAGCCGAUGCUCUGGAGUCGCUUCUUGAGAUUUGUGCAAAGCUCCUAGAGCAGGAAAGGCUUGAUGAGCUAGCAGGUGUUCUUAGACCAUUUGGAGAAGGAGCUGUGUCGUCUAGAGAGACUGCGAUAUGGCUGACGAAAAGUCUCAUGACUCCACCAAAGUUUGAAGGAUCCCCAAAACUUUCGUAGUGAAGAGUUUGAAGAUCUUGUGUGUGAGUGAGCGGGUGCUAUCUGGAGAGUGUAUAUAGCUUCACUAAAUUCAUGGUCGCGCUAACUGAGGCUUGAGUGUUAUUUAUCUUGAUGUAUAUGGUUUGCAGCAUGGGUGACGUUGUGUGCACUAACUAUUCAGUCACCUAUUUAUUGUACAAUAUCGUCGUCCGAUUUUGCAAUCUUUCAAGUAAUAAAGGAAGUCAUGCCAAUUUCAUUACCAA